AAAACAGCAGAUAGGCAAUCCCCUCAGGAAUAAGUGAAUUCUCUCGUUUUUUCUUAUUCCGGAUUCCCGUCUCCAAAACCAAACACACACUUCAUUAUUCUUUCCCCGUCCUCUCUUUAUCUUCCUCCAGUCUCUCUAGGGUUUCAUUCUCUCUCUAACUCUAGCAGCGGCGGCCAUGGCGAACUACGACCUUACUCCUCGCAUCGCCCCGAAUCUGGACCGUCACCUGGUCUUCCCCAUACUCGAGUUCCUCCAGGAGCGCCAGCUGUACGCCGACGAAGACAUACUCAAGGCCAAGAUCGAGCUCCUCAACAACACCAACAUGGUCGACUACGCCAUGGACAUCCACAAGUCUCUCUACCACACCGAAGAGGUCCCUCAAGAGAUGGUGGAGAGGAGGGUGGAAGUGGUAGCAAGGUUGAAGGCACUAGAGGAGGCAGCUGCCCCGUUGGUUACUUUUUUACAGAAUCCAAAUGCGGUUGGGGAGUUGAGGGCUGAGAAGCAGUAUAAUCUUCAGAUGCUGAGUGAACGGUACCAGAUUGGUCCAGAGCAGAUAGAGGCAUUAUAUCAGUAUGCUAAGUUCCAGUUUGAAUGUGGGAACUAUUCUGGUGCAGCAGAUUAUUUGUAUCAGUAUAGGGGCUUGUGCACAAACAGUGAGAGGAGUCUGAGUGCAUUAUGGGGAAAGCUAGCAGCUGAGAUAUUGAUGCAGAACUGGGAUGUCGCUCUUGAAGAAUUGAACCGGCUGAAGGAAAUUAUUGACUCAAAGAGUUUUGCAUCUCCUCUGAAUCAAGUCCAAAGCAGAAUAUGGCUAAUGCAUUGGAGUCUUUACAUCUUUUUCAAUCAUGACAAUGGCAGAACGCAAAUUAUCGAUCUCUUCAAUCAGGACAAGUAUCUAAAUGCCAUCCAGACAAAUGCUCCUCAUCUUUUACGUUACCUAGCAACUUCCUUUAUUGUCAACAAAAGGAGAAGACCUCAAUUUAAAGAUUUUAUAAAGGUCAUCCAGCAAGAGCAGUAUUCCCAUGAAGAUCCCAUCACGGAGUUUUUGGCAUGUAUAUAUGUCAAUUAUGAUUUUGACGCGGCCCAAAAAAAGAUGAGAGAGUGCGAAGAAGUAAUAUUGAAUGACCCGUUCCUUGGCAAACGAGUGGAAGAAGGCAACUUUGUACCAUUGAGGGAUGAGUUCCUUGAAAAUGCACGUCUUUUUAUCUUUGAGACUUACUGCCGAAUACAUCAGCGCAUUGACAUGGGGGUGCUUGCAGAAAAACUAAAUUUGAACUAUGAUGAGGCUGAAAGAUGGAUUGUGAAUCUUAUUCGAACCUCGAAGCUAGAUGCUAAGAUUGAUUCAAAGUCGGGAACUGUUGUCAUGGAACCUAAUCAUCCUAAUGUGUAUGAGCAGCUUAUUGACCACACCAAAGCUAUGUCAGGACGCACUUACAAGCUAGUUAGUCAACUUCUAGAACAAGCUCAGGCACAACCUACUCGAUAGAUUUUGGCAGCACUUCUGUGCGCACCUUUCGGAUGGAGAUCCAAACACACAUCCCUUGGGGAAGAGGGCGGGUCUCGCUACGCGUGGGAUGGUGUGCAUGUAUCUUGUUUCUGUAGUUUCGGCAUUAAAACGAGAUUUCUAGAAAUCGCUUCUGUGGUGGGGGGCAGAGAGUCAAAUCUAGGGCUAGUCUCCUUUCUUUUCUUUUCUUUUUCUCUCUGCUGAGAGAUGGACCUUCUUUAUAUUAUUUGGACUUCUUCAGAUUUGGGGUUCUAUUGUAUGCUAAGCAAAUUGGAAUUUUUGCCCA
Rhododendron vialii is the source of this 1787-nucleotide messenger RNA. RefSeq names its product eukaryotic translation initiation factor 3 subunit E. Gene Ontology annotation, molecular function: translation initiation factor activity. NCBI's taxonomy places the organism in Eukaryota, Viridiplantae, Streptophyta, Magnoliopsida, Ericales, Ericaceae. Gene Ontology annotation, cellular component: nucleus; cytoplasm; eukaryotic translation initiation factor 3 complex. The transcript is spliced from 8 exons. Bases 176 to 1483 code for a protein of 435 amino acids. Gene Ontology annotation, biological process: translational initiation. The record is from RefSeq and is a predicted model, not a curated record.